UCAACCUGUCAACUGAAAACAACAUAGGUUAUGUUUAUUUUAUCGUUAGGUCAGUUUAAAAGUCGCCGUAUUUUAAUGAAUUAAUAAAACAAACGAUGUAAUAAAGUUAACAAUUAAACUGCAAUAGUUAUUCUCUUCCUAUUCUAUAAUUAGCAUUCAGUCAAAGUGGCUUGUUACUGUAAUUUCAUCAAGAUGAUGUUCGAACUUCUAACUUUAAUAAUAAUAUUGCCGAUGAUGUUAAUUGGAGUGCUACUGUUUGGUGCAUUUGUGAUAGUGCCCUGUGCAUUCAUCUUUGCAUCUUGGUACAUGAGGAUCAGAGAGAGAAAGCUGCAAAGGAGGAAAAAGGAUGGAGCUAACAUAGCCUUUUUCCACCCAUAUUGCAAUGCAGGCGGUGGCGGGGAAAGAGUUCUUUGGGUUGCUAUAAAGGCAAUACUAAUGAGGUACCCAGAUUCCCACAUCUACAUCUACACAGUGGACACGGCAGAUCCCACAGCGAUAUUGAACAAAGCUCAGAACCACUUCAAUGUGAAAGUUGAGCCAGAAAGAGUCAACUUUGUGAGACUGAGUCUAGGGAAACUGAUAGAGGCUCAAACCUACCCGUACUUUACGUUGGUGCUGCAGAGUUUGGGGACCAUGGUGUUAGGGAUGGAGGCUUUUAUGAAAUUUAAUCCAGAUAUCUACAUAGACACAACAGGAUGUGCGUUCACCUACCCGAUAUUCCGCUACCUAGCGCAAUGUCCGGUGGGGUGCUACACGCACUACCCCACCAUAACCGCGGCCAUGAUGCGGCGCGUCAAGCACCGCCUCGUGAGCUACAACAACAGCAGCGUUAUUGCCCGUAACCCAUUACUGACUUGGUGUAAACUGCUCUACUACAAAAUGUUUGGUUGGUUGUAUGGGGUAGUGGGUCGGUGCGCAGACAUAGUGAUGGUGAACGGGACAUGGACGGAGGAACACAUCCAUGACUUGUGGAAGCGACCACUCAACACCCACCGCGUCUACCCACCGUGUGAGGUAUCAGAGCUCAAAAAGCUGCGUUCUCUAGUGCGAGAUUCGGACCCAAUCAGGAUCCUAUCCGUGGCACAGUUCCGACCAGAAAAGGACCACCCUCUGAUGCUUCAAGCUAUGUACGAACUCCGAAACCUGCUGAUCAAAAAUGAAAUCCUGUGGAACAAGAUAAAACUAGUCCUAGUGGGGUCGUGCCGUAACGCUGAAGACGAGGAACGCGUCAAGAACCUCCGAGACCUGGCCAAGCACCUGUCCAUCGAGGAGAAUGUCCAGUUUGUAGUCAACGCGUCAUAUUGCCAGCUGUUGCAGCUGUAUCAGAACAGCUCGCUCGCGAUACAUGCUAUGUGGAACGAGCACUUCGGCAUCAGUGUAGUGGAGUGCAUGGCAGCAGGGCUCAUCACCAUCGCGCACCGCUCGGGCGGACCCCUGGCGGACAUCAUCGAGACCUCCGCCGGCUCGCGCACCGGCUUCCUGGCGGCGGAGCCCGACGAGUACGCGCGAGCCAUCCUAGAGGUCAUAGCGAUGCCGGCUGAGGACAAGAGGAGGAUCGUCGAGGCUGCCAGAGCGUCAGUUGAUCGUUUCUCGGAGAAAGAAUUCGAGAAGGCAUUCUUAAGAGCAGUUGAACCUUUGAUAAGGAUAGAUUGAUAUUGAAUCUAUGUUCACAGACUAAUGGAAAAAUAUAGACGGAGAUGUCGCGAACAAAGUCAAACGUUCCUAUUUUGUAGUUGUAAGUCAGGCGCUUUCCACGGCGCGUAGUACAUUAUUAUCACGUACUAAUAAUGAAUCAAUACACAGGUACAGGUAGUAAGUAGGACGCUACCAAAAACGAAGAUAGAUGAUUACUGAUAAGAUACCACAAAAAAACGUGAAAUAAAUAAAAUUCUUGUGUUUCCUAAAAGUUCGCAAUGUAUUGCAAAAUAAAACAUUUGACUGACACUAGAGGUCAACGAAUGUUGCGUAGAUAAGUGAAGCGGGGUCAAUGCCGCGUCGUAGGCGGGGAGUUAAUCCCGAAUUUUGCACGCUAUACAUUCAAUAACCGUCUUUCUUUGAAAUCGGCUUGUAUAAAGCGGUUUCAUUCAUCAAUUAGUGUGCAGUCUAUAUUUUCCAUUAGUCUAUUGUUGUAUUGUAAUGAAUUCCACUAGUAUUAAGAUUAACAUUAAUAUUUAAGUUUUAAAUAGGAAUCGAAAUAAAUUUUACCAAAGUUA
Maniola jurtina (meadow brown) is the source of this 2213-nucleotide messenger RNA. RefSeq names its product GDP-Man:Man(3)GlcNAc(2)-PP-Dol alpha-1,2-mannosyltransferase (gene Alg11). Lineage: Eukaryota; Metazoa; Arthropoda; Insecta; Lepidoptera; Nymphalidae. The transcript is spliced from 9 exons. Gene Ontology annotation, biological process: protein N-linked glycosylation. The record is from RefSeq and is a predicted model, not a curated record. Gene Ontology annotation, molecular function: GDP-Man:Man(3)GlcNAc(2)-PP-Dol alpha-1,2-mannosyltransferase activity. Gene Ontology annotation, cellular component: endoplasmic reticulum membrane. The coding region runs from base 193 to 1653 and encodes 486 amino acids.